AGUCUCUAGAAACCCCAAAUCCCUAGCAUAUAAGAUGCUUCUCGCCUCCCCUUUUCCACUGUGACAGAUUAAUCGAGAGCGAAGAGAGGGAAACGAAUAGGGCCAAUCCUCACACUGCUAUCACAGUUCCUCGCGUUCCAUCCUCUGCGUAUCCAUCCGAUUCUCUUCAAGAGGUGAGAGAAAUGGACGAGGAUUUCGAGCUGCCUGACGCUGGGGAGGAGAUGAACGAGGACUUCGAGCUUCCAGAUGACAACCCCAUUUUGAAGGUUGGGGAGGAGAAAGAGAUCGGAAAGCAGGGCCUCAAGAAGAAGCUUGUCAAAGAUGGAGAGGGAUGGGAAAGACCAGAGAAUGGCGAUGAGGUCGAAGUGCACUACACCGGAACUCUCUUGGAUGGAACGCAGUUCGAUUCAAGCCGCGAUCGGGGCAUCCCAUUCAAGUUCAAGCUUGGUCAAGGCCAAGUGAUUAAAGGAUGGGAUAUUGGUAUCAAGACCAUGAAGAAAGGUGAAAAUUCGAUUUUCACCAUCCCUGCUGAGCUUGCCUAUGGAGAAUCCGGCUCGCCUCCAACUAUCCCUCCGAAUGCCACACUCAAAUUUGAUGUUGAGCUGCUCUCCUGGACUAGCGUGAAAGACAUUUGCAAGGAUGGUGGUAUCUUCAAAAAAAUCCUAAAGGAAGGAGAGAAAUGGGAGAAUCCAAAAGAUGCCGAUGAAGUAUUUGUAAAAUAUGAAGCGAAACUUGAAGAUGGAACUGUGGUGUCAAAAUCCGUUGAGGGAGUUGAAUUUGCCGUUAAAGACGGUUACUUCUGUCCUGCAUUGUCCAAAUCUGUGAAGACCAUGAAAAAGGGCGAGAAGGUUCUGCUGACUGUUAAGCCUCAAUAUGCUUUUGGAGAGAAAGGAAGGCCUGCUGCUGGUGAAGAGGGUGCAGUUCCUCCUAGUGCAACUCUGCACAUUGAGCUUGAACUGGUUUCAUGGAAGACGGUAACAGAAGUUACUGAUGACAAGAAGGUGCUGAAAAAGAUUCUCAUGGAAGGUGAAGGUUAUGAACGUCCAAAUGAAGGAGCAGUAGUCAAAGUCAAGCUGACGGGAAAGCUGGCUGAUGGUACUGUGUUUCUGAAGAAAGGACACGAGGAUGAACCGUUUGAGUUCAUGACUGGUGAAGAACAAGUGAUCGAAGGUCUAGACAGAGCUGUCAUGACCAUGAAGAAGGGUGAGGUUGGACUUGUAACAAUUUCUCCUGAAUAUGCGUUUGGUUCUGAAUCAAAGGAGGAGCUAGCAACUGUGCCUGCCAAUUCCACUGUAUAUUAUGAAGUGGAGCUCGUGUCCUUUGUCAAGGAAAAAGAGUCGUGGGAUAUGAACACACAAGAAAAAAUUGAAGCUGCUGGACAGAAGAAAGAAGAGGGCAAUGCAUUGUUUAAGCAGGGCAAAUACCUGAGGGCAUCCAAGAAAUACGAAAAGGCGCACAAAUAUAUUGAGUAUGAUACUUCAUUCAGCGAGGAAGAGAAGAAGCAAUCCAAGGUCCUGAAAAUAUCGUGCAAUCUCAAUAAUGCAGCAUGCAAGCUCAAGUUGAAAGAUUAUAAGCAAGCUGAGAAACUAUGCACCAAGGUCUUGGAGCUUGAGAGCACGAAUGUAAAGGCUUUGUAUCGGAGGGCUCAAGCUUACAUAAAUUUGGCAGAUCUUGACCUGGCCGAAAUUGACAUCAAGAAAGCUCUGGAGAUAGAUCCUGAUAAUAGGGAUGUGAAGCUGGAAUAUAGAACCCUCAAGGAAAAGAUGAGGGAAUACAACAAGAAAGAAGCCAAGUUUUACGGCAACAUGUUCGCAAGGAUGAGCAAACUUCAGGAAACUGAGGCGAAGAAAUCUGGAAAGGAACAGACAGAACCCAUGAGUGUUGACACGCCUUCAGCAUAACCAAAUUGGAGGUGACCAAGUCUGCUCGCUGUGGAGGUUGAUCUGUUUCCAGUUCUAGCGUGUUCCAGUUUUCUGUCCUGAGUCCUAUUUUGGGAAUUGGCGUGUGACCAUUAUGUGUUUGGGAUAGUGGUCAUGUAAAAGUUCAGCCGAAAAUAAUCUCAGAUGAUCCGUUACGUGAAAUGGUUUCAAUUCCAAGUCUGCUUAGUCCGUGACAUGAUGCUAAAUGAUGGCUCCUUUCAGCGUUAUAGAUUGACAUAUUGCGCUAGUUAUUUUCUUUGUA
This is a messenger RNA of Nymphaea colorata (pocket water lily), 2181 nucleotides long. RefSeq names its product peptidyl-prolyl cis-trans isomerase FKBP62-like. Gene Ontology annotation, molecular function: peptidyl-prolyl cis-trans isomerase activity; protein binding. The transcript has 14 exons. The record is from RefSeq and is a predicted model, not a curated record. NCBI's taxonomy places the organism in Eukaryota, Viridiplantae, Streptophyta, Magnoliopsida, Nymphaeales, Nymphaeaceae. Bases 183 to 1901 code for a protein of 572 amino acids.